Messenger RNA from Caenorhabditis sp. 36 PRJEB53466, 8931 nucleotides. The record is from the annotation of a GenBank genome assembly. Lineage: Eukaryota; Metazoa; Nematoda; Chromadorea; Rhabditida; Rhabditidae.
AUGCCUCUGAAACGACGGCUCCCUCGGUCCGUCUCGGCGCCCGUCUUCGAAAAGAUCUCACGCCGAAACGUCAUCGACAUUUUGACAAUCAAACUUCGGGAUUUCUUGCCGUUCAGCAGUAAGUCCUCGAUUUUUAGACCCAUUUUUAUGCAGUCCUCUGGCAAAUUAGAGUUUUACUUGAACAAUCAUGAAUACAAACUUGAAACUGUGAAGUUUUUUGUGAGAAAACGUGUUCGUCGAACACAUUUAAAAGGCAAUGUCUGAGAACCUCGAAAUUCGCUAAUUACACCAGGUCACUAAAAAUUCAGAAUGCUUCAAUUUGUCCCAUAUUAUACCCAAUGGGUACUUACAUAACAGUCAUACAUCAGACAAGUUUUGGUCCGGCUCCGUGGUCCCUAGUCCGAUCACGAUCCCAAAAAAGGUAAAAACUGUAACUAAUUUCAAAAAAAUUCUAGCGUCUCAGACUCAACACCAUUCGAUUUCUCGCAUCUUUUUAAGCAUUUUUCAUGUUGGCACCAAAAAUUUAGCACCUCUCCUUCAUGGAGAAAAAUAUUGUUUUGUGACAUUUUUCAGAACAUUUUUCAGUUUUCUGCUCGUCCUGAAAAAUUUUAACACUACAUAGCCAUGAUUUUAUUGCUGAUUCUGAAUCUAGACGUUAUUGUGCGUCGGCAAAAAAAAAGUUCACCCCGAUCCUGAUUGACAUCAAGGGGUUUUUAGGCCGAAGUUCACAAAAUUCGUAGUACUUUUUGCAUGGAAAAAAAUGUUCGCGAACUUGAGAAAAAGUGCGUUUUUCUCAAUUUUUCUAAAGGGGUCUGGUUGCGAUUUUUGUUGUUUUUCGUAUACUUUUUAGGCAUUCUCGAUUUUUUUGGAAGCAUUUUUGAAAAAUUAAUAAAAAAAUUAGACCAAGUCGUCGACCCGGGGGUCAUGACAAAAAUUUUCGAGAAAAAAAUUAAUUUUCGAAAUGCUUCAAAAAAAUCAAGAAUGCCUAAAAAGUAUACGAAAACAACAAAUAUCGCGAUCAGGCCCCUUUGAAAAUUGAGAAAACGCACUUUUCUCAAGUUCGCGAACAUUUUUUUCCAUGCAAAAAGUACUCUAAAUUUUGUGAAUUUCGGCCAAAAAAACCCCCUUUGAUGUCAAUUGGGAUCGGGGUGAACUUUUUUUUUGCGGAAGCACAAUAAUGUCUAGAUUCAGAAUCAGCAAUAAAAUCAUGGCUAUGUAGUGUUAACAUUUUUCAGGACGAGCAGAAAACUGAAACAUUUUCUGAAAAAUGUCACAAACCAAUUUUGUUCUCCAUAAAGGAGAGGUGCCAAAUUUUUGGUGCCAACAUGAAAUAUACUCAAAAAGAUGCGAAGAAUCCAAUGGCGUUGAGUCUGAGACGCUAGCAUUUUUUUGAAAUUAGUUACAGGUUUGACCUAUUUUGUGACCGUGAUCGGACUAGGGACCACGGAGCCGGACCAAAACUUGUCUGAUGUAUGAUUGUUAUGUAAGUACCCAUUUGGUAUAAUAUGGGACAAAUUGAAGCAUUCUGAAUUUUUAGUGACCUGCAGUAUUUGAACUUCUCAGACAUUGCCUCUUAAUUCGCUGCCAAUUAUCGGGCGAAAGGGAUGAGCUGAAAAUUCGAGGAAAAUGACGAUUGUCGCGUUGGAAAAUCGGAAAUGAUUCGAGUUUUUGGCGCGCAAAAGUUUGUGUGUUUUUCAGAGAAUUCAUGAAUAUUUUGAGGGAGGUGAUAUCACGAAAAGAAUUCGUCCAGAUCAGGGGUGUGCGGAAAAUAUUUCGAUUUUCCGAAAUUUUCCGAUUUUCCGAGAAAUUUUCGGAAAAUUUUCCGACGGAAAAUUUUCCGAAAAUGUUCGGCAAAAUUUUCGGAAAAUUAGUGUGGAUUCAAGGUCAAUUUGUCCGAAACCACCGUAUGCUUUUUAAAGGAAAAAAAAAUUCACAGCUUCCACGGAAAAUUUUUCUGUACUCCCGCAACGACUGCAGAAACGGAGCGACUCUUUUUAACCGCGCGUCUCAUUCUCACUGACAAUCGGAAAACACUGGACCCGGAGAGCUUCUCUCGGCUAAUUUUUUUGCAAAAAAAAUAUUCCAUUGCUUGGCUUCCGCCCACUCAAGUGAUUUCAAAUCAUAAUAAGCAUUUUUUUGUAUUAGAACGUUGUUUAAACACUUUAUUGAACCAAUGAACAAGUGAGUUCCGAUUUUUCCGAUUUUUCCGAAAUUUUCCGAAAAAAAAAAUUCGGAAAACCCGAUUUUCCGAAAUUUUCCGAAAAAAAAAAUUCGGAAAAACCGAUUUUCCGAAAUUUUCCGAAAAAAAUUUUCCGCACACCCCUGGUCCAGAUUGGAACAGUACGAGAGAAGAAAAUGAAACGGAGAAGAGGGAUAGCAAAGAAGCGCUUUGUUUUGAGUUCCACUCAAUUUGAGGAGGAAUUGAAACAGUUUUCUCGACAGAAAAGUUGUAAAACAAUUUUUCCCAUUGUUUUCAGUUUCACUAUUCUAUGCCUUUGCUUUCCGUUUUCGCCUCCAAAAAAAAAAAGACACCGAAAAAGUGUCUAAUCCCUUGAUUCUUCCCUCUAAAUUGUCGCGUUUUGGUGUGCGUUUUGAGAUGGAUUACAAAAACGGACGUUUUCUCAAUUUUUCGGUGUUCUUCAGCUGAUUUUGUCAGCCAUUUUAAGAGUUUAAGCAACGUUCAAGUUUUAGGGCCACUCUGAAACAGGUUUAAUUUUCCCUCUCGCCCUCUAAUCCUUCCCCAUCGAUAUUGUCGGUUUCGGCGUCUCCCACCACUAUUUUCGCUUAAUUAAUUCGUCGUCGUUGUGCUCUUUGCAAACCACUUGAGAGCAGAUGACGUGCCGCAAAAUGGCCAGAAAAGGUCUCUGGGGGACGGUUUUUCAGGGGCGCGCCCUCUCGAUUCGGCCACUUUUGACGCCGUCUUUUCGGGGGCAGAAACUCGAGGGAUCAGAGUGUUUCGGCAACUUUUUGGUGAGAAUUUGUGGCGUAGAGUGGGUCAAAAUAUGGUCCCCUGUCCGGAACAGAAUAGAAAAAGAAAAAGUGCUGGCAAUGACACCCCUCUCGCACGCAUUUUAUGUCCAUAAUUGACAUUCCGAGCGACAAAAAACAAAAAAACAAAAACAAUUAGGCGGAGAGCGAGUUAAUUCGAUUACUGUGAGCCAGACAGACGGUCGAUAGUGUGCGCAAAAAUUACAGUUUCUGAAAGGUCUCUUUUUCUCUAAUAACCAACCAUUUUUUUUGAAAACUGACGACUUUUCCGAUAAAAACGUUGACCAACUUUAGCGGGAUUCGGCAAAUUGAAAUUUGAAUGGAAUCGUUCUGAAACGGUCCCCAUGAAACCGAAAAAAAACUAUUCUGUCCUGUUUCACAGAACUGACAAGUCUUCGGACCUUCUAAUACGCAGAUUUCGCCUUCAUCCCAUUUGAAGUUAAUUUUGGUGACAAAAGUCGAAAGACGUUCAUUCAAACCGAUGUAUCUCGGUUGCCGCUGAAGAUAUCAAAAAGGUGUCAACUAAUAAAAUGUUCAUUAAUCAAUUCUAUACAUUUUAUCAGUUGACAUCUUUUUGAUAUCUCAACUGGCAGCCGAGAUACAUUGGUUUGUGUUCCAACUGAAAAAGUUCACUGUUUCACACAGUUGACGAAUACGCUUCCAUUUUAUUUGUUCCAUUUGGCCCCAUUCCUUGCGACAUUCGGUACCUAAUAUAGUUCCAAAUGAAAAACUGCCCAUUUUCCGGUGCUAAACGUUCAAAAAUCGUUAAAACUUUGGCGAGUCAUCCCGCCCGCAGACAUCAUUAUUAUCGUGUUCUGAUAACUUCCGUCCCAAUGACUAAUCGCUUUUUUCGGGGCAAAAACACGUACAAAAAACGCGUGGAAGGAUAAUAGCGAAAACUUGGACUCCCCAAUAGAUUUAAAGAGCAGAGAAAUGGAAAGUAGUGAGCAACCGAAAAAACUAAAUAUUAUCCGUUUCAAAGUGCUCGCAAGGUUUCUCAAUAUCGACAUAAAUCCCUGGAAAGCGUGGAGAAGAGCGAUCAGAUAUCAUUAUGAAUCAUGUAUUUGAAGCCUUUCUCGAACAACAAGUACUGGAAAUCGUGUCUAGAAUGCGACGAUUACAAAACAUUGAUGUUUCGGUAGAGUAACAACAUCUGUGGGUGAAAUUUGAAUAUUACUUGUGUCCAAAUGUCUUUUUCUGUUGCUCACUCUCCAUUUCACUUUCCAAAUCAUCUUCAAUUCGUUUAAAUGAUUCUAUUUUUCAUGCAUUUCGAGACUCUCUUCCGCUGCUUCCCGUCUCGUUUUGCCACGUCAUCAUCGGCGCUCACCUUGAGGCGGAAGAGCUCGUAAAAAAGAAAAAUGGAUAAUAUAAAAACGUCAAUCUCCCGGCGCCCUCACUUCAAUUCUCUUGAAGAUGAACGUGGAUAAAUUGUGCAUUUUCAGGCUGUUCUUGAACUUUUUCCGCGUUUUUUUCUGCUUACAGGCCUUUCAAUCUACAAGUUUUCAGUCUUCUAGACCUAGAUUUGAGCCAGUCCUUUCGCUGUGUGAAAGGUGUCAAAAGUCAGCUCGCUUCCGAUGAGGCCCCGCCCCUUUUUCGAGGUCUUCUUGCUCUCCCGCUCCGUCUCUCUCUCUCUCGUUUUCCGUCCGGCGCCAUUCUCGAUUCAAUUCAUCUCGAUUUCCACUCACUUCUGUUUAUUUAGACGGCGGCGGCGAAGGCGACGUAAGAGAAGAAGAGGCAGUCCCUUUUUUGUGUGUGUGUGUGUGUGUGAGCGCGCAUUUCUCACUUUUUAUUCGUCCGUCACUAGACUCUACUCAUCCCUUCCGUUUAAUCCACGCAAUGAGAUCACCAAGGAAACUGCUCAAACAGCUGAGCAUCUCUAGAGGUGAGCCUGAGAAAGUCUGGGCCUCGGUAAAAGCCUAAAAGCCUGAAACUGACCUCAAAGAAGCGGGAAAAAUCGCUUUAAAAAAUAGUCUACAAACCCUUUGAAAAGCCCCCUGUGAGACGGCCACCCGCUUCCAGAGAGCCCAUUAAAAUAAGCGGCGGUUGGCCGGCCUGUGUGACCUCAUUGAGUUUAGUAAAUUGCUGACUGGCAGAGCAUAGCGGAGCAGUGAAAAGCGAAACGAAUGUUUUGCUUGCUUGCUGCCAGAAUAGAUAGAACGGACCGCUCAAUUCAAUUGGAUUAAACCGUCAAACUGAGCGCUCGAAGAGCAAUUUUCUUCUCUCAUUUUAGCUUUUACGGCUUCAAAAAUCGGUUAGAACGCGUUGGUUUCCACGCGUUCACACAACGGAGCGAUAUAUCGCAAAAAUUGAUAAAAUAGUCGAACGCUUUUCGAUAUCGCUACUACUCAUAUUUUAAAAAGGGUGAUCAAAAAGCAUAGCAAAAGCCGCAAUCUUUAUCAGUUUCGUGAAACUGUGAAGCCCUUUUCGGUCCAAAAAUCUAGUCGAACGGGAAAUGCGGGACUUUGACCCUUCGAGCCGGAUGCCGGGGCUCGUCGAAAUCGGAUAUGUCUGUGGUUUUGACUAUUAUAGGGGCACCGCACAGAAAUGGCGCUCUGUUGAGAAACUCAUUUUGCAGUGCAAAUUGAGCGACCUCGGGGCCGAGUUUGAAAAGUUAGGCCACGUUUUCAGUGGAAAAUUACUUCGGCCAGAUUGCGAACAGCGCGCCCUUUCUGUCCGGUGCCCCUAUAAUGUGUUCGCGUAAUCGUUUAUCUAAUUGUUCGCCUGAUUUGGAAGGCAUUUGAAACAGUACAAACUUUGAAAAAUCAUAUAACCACACUCGGCUCAAAAUCACGGAAAAAUGUUGGCAAUCGCCUUCAAUUCACGCCCCAUGCCCUACGUGAUUUCUAUAACAAGUUGCUCUAGAAAAAGUUGAACAUCAUGGAUUUCUCGGUGCAUGAAAGGAAAAAGAGCCGGAGCAAAUGGAUGAAGGGGAUUGGAUUAGGGCCGUGUUGACGUCAUGGGCAGAAAAAACGGGAAAAAGAGAUGAGAAGGAGGCGGAUAAUGACUUGCCGAACACGGGGACCAAGUUUGGGAAUGCAAAAUGUGAAAAUGGAAAUUUCAGGAGAGCGUCGUCGCCGUUCCAACGAAAAUCAGUCGAACGGAAACGGAAGCACUCCGCCCUCGUCGGCGAAUAACAUUUCGGCGAACGCUCCGCCGUCGCCGCGCCUCAGAUCCGCCGGAGUGGACGGAAAUCGGAGGUACGAAAAUUAGUCAAGAAUUCCGCCGAAAAUCGGCUGAAAAGCGAGCAAGCAUCUUUUUUUUAAAGCGAAAUUCUAGCGACACAUUUGAAUUUUUCCCGCUUGUCUGCACUCUGACGUGACGGUGAACACUGCGUACCUUGCACCGUAAUUGACGACAAAUGCUAAAAAGCGCUCUUUUUGCUCAAAUUUUGCGGGAAACGACAGAAUUCUGGCGUGAUUUCUAAGAAAAUCGACAGAAACAUUUACUUUUUACCACUUUUUUAUCGGGUUUUACCCAGAAACCCAUCAAAAACGGUUUCGAAGCCAGAAAUUAUUCCUUGAAUCAAAAUUUAAAGUUAUUUAGUGCCAGAACGUUGUGUCAAAGCGUUUUUAUUGAAAAAUCUAUACCUGGCCAAUUAUAAACGUUCUUAAGACGGAAAACUGAAAAUCUGUGCAUUUUUUGCCUGCUUCAUCACUUUGUCAAGUUUUUUGAGCCAUUUUCACAUUUUAGUAAACGCCUAUGCCUAUAGAUUCCAAUACAAUUUGCCCAAUUUCCAUAGUCUAUUAUUGACGUCAACAGACAAUAGCGUCGGCCGAAAUUUCCGAUUCGAAAGUUCCUCGUCCCGCUCUUUUCCAUUUCCGUUUUUGUGCCCUAAGGCGUCGGCGCCCGAAAAAUGUUUGAAAUUUGAUUCUAUUUUCCAUGAAAAGCGAGUCUUUUGGGAGUAUACUGACUGACUGGAAAUGCAAUUGGCCGCCAAAGUGGAUUUUCUGAUUUUUUUUUUGUGCGGGCGCGCGCUCGGGGGAUGUGAGUCAUGAGAAUAUGAGUUUCUUCGGUUUCUGAGGGACCAGUUCACGUGGGCCGCGUUUUGUUUUUCACACUGAUUUCACGGAUCCCGUUUACAGUUUGUCAAAGUUCGCAACUUUCCGCUUCAGAACCUACAUAAAACCGUAAUUGUUUGCUCCACAAUCAUUCGUAACUUUUUUUCAUCAACGCGCCGUCGUAAUGCCCCGAGAUGACUACAGGAGACAGCGCGGAAAUAGAAAAAAUUGAGGGAAAAUCAAAUAUUCAAAGUGCACAAAGUUAGGAAUAUCACGGCGACCAAAAGUGUAGAAAGGGGCGUGGCCUAAUCUGUCAAAAUCAAAAAGUGCGUAAUGAUUAAAUUAACAAAGUUAUGCAAUUACAUCGUCGAAAUCGUACAAAAUUUGGGUAAUUUUUGACGGAAAACAUGAAAAAUUGGGUUAAAUUUCGAAUUUCGCGCCAAAAUGGUGAUAAACCGUGCACGCUAGGCCACGCCCCUUUCUACGUUUUUGGUCGCCGUGGGAAUAUCGUUAGAAUUCCGCUAAAAACGAUGUUUAACUGUUUACAAAGUUUUGAAACACAAUUUCAAUGUAAGACGUUCUAUUGUUAAUAUGUGUAACAGCUACCAAACAGUUCUAAAACAGUGCUGAAACAGAGCAAAAACAGAGUUCGUUGCAGUCCGAACGAGUGGCAAUUCGCGUUCGACCACGUGAUCUACGACGUCGACGGCCGUGCCCAGUUCACAAAGUUCUUGCAGUCCGAGUAUUCGGAGGAGAAUAUUCUCUUCUGGUAAGUUCAAUAAUAUCAUUUUCUUUGACUUCUCUAGACCUUGGAUCAAAGUAUCUUGGGUCCAAGAUUCAGAUCGAUCUGAUCUAGGGACCCGAAUAUACUUGCAUCCAAGUCCAAUCGUGGUCCCGAUUCGAUUACUCAAUUCCAUGAUUUCAGGUGGGCCGUCGAGGAACUGAAGGCGGUCGGGGUGUCGGAGGGCCGCGCAAAGUUCGAGUCGACCGUCCAGGAGAUGUACGACACUUUUAUCGCCGCCGAAUCGCCGCUCGCCAUCAACAUCGACCACGACACGAGAACCGAUAUCAUCGGAUUGUGAGUCCGCGCUUUCAAUUUUAUGUGUGUGGGAGGGGGAGGUUAAAAGGGAUUUGAAACGGAAAAGUUUUCCGACAGAUUGCCACCUAAAUUUUGAUCAGACCUGCCUGAAACAGUGUUUUCUAGUGGAAAAAAGGACGCUCUUUCAUCCCAUUCAUCAAUUUUCUCACGAGCUCAAAAAGAGUCAAAAGUCAUACGGGGGGCGAGCACAAAUUUGCGAUUCUGGAUGAAAGUUAAACAACAGCAAAAAAGACAAUACUGAUAUUGUAGAGUCGAGGGAAAAGAGCCGUCGACAUUCCCGGAAAACAUUUACGAACGCGCGCAGGCUCACGUCUACCGUCUUAUGGAAAAGGUGAGUUAAUCGAAAAGCAGCAGAUCACGGUUUCAGAAGGUUCUGAAAUUGGGAACUUUUUUCCCCGUUUUUUCAGUGCAAUUCAAGAGCAUCGCGUAUUUACGUCAAAUUGAGGGAAAAUGUUUCGCAAAAAGUGCUGAACUUUCUGAGCGAAAUGUUUUAUGCUAACUUUUUGACGUUCUCGCCGACCUGGGCAUUUUUAUGAAAAUCCGCUAAUGCGCUUCGAUUCAGAAUGCCAAAAAAGCGCCGCACUGACGCACAAAAGUACGCUUAAUUUUGAGGCUAGUGUUGUGUCCAGGCGCGGUGUCAUUUGGUCAAGUUUUAGCCGAGCCGCAAGCGAAAAUUCGUUCGAAAAGCCGCAAUUUUCCAUCAAAAACCCUCAAAUUCGCCCAUUUCAGGACUGUUUCUCUCGUUUCGUGCACACCAACGCCUACAAGGACGUGGCGAAGAAACUGUCGCUUCCGCAAACGUUUCGCUUCAAUUGCAUUCGCCUUUCGCCGGGCGCCGCCAACUGA